UUUCUAUUCAUGUUUGUGCUGUUUUCUUUUGUAUUUGCUCUAUUUCCAUCAUUCCAAUUUUUUAUUUUUUAUUAUCUUUCUUUGACGAUGUAUUGUAUCAUUAUACAUACAUCUCAGAGAUCACGCUGCGGUAGUUUCUUUCAAUGCUAGAAUGUUGUCUAGAACAUGUCGUACACUUGACCCAAUCAUCAUACUAUGAUAUAAACUUUCCUUCGUUAUUUGUAACCAAGACACCAGCUUGGAAUAUUAUUACUUGGGUACCAAUACUGACUGGUAAAUUAGUCCGCACUCCUUCAGUCUCAAGUAACGGAGAAGACACAUCCGGAAUCAACAUGGGUGUUUCAAAGGCACGGUCUCGAUUUAGAGAAGACCUGAAAUCAGCAGCCGAGAAGGCCUUUGAUCACGUCUCAAAUGUCCAGAAGGGAGAUACUGAUGACGAGUUCAUCUUUUCACUCAGCUACCCGAACGUAGAGACGGGUCUCUCUUACGAGAUACGCGUUCAUGUUCAAAGUUAGUAUUAUUAGCAUAUUCCUUCCAAUGUUAUAUUGGCCAAUAUGAUGUCUAUGACGUCUCUGUCUCUUGCCUUGACCUGAUCCCCGUAUUGAUUAUAGCAAACUAAUGGUGAGGGAAAUUAUAGACGUUGAAUUAUAUCCCCAUCGACACGUCCCUCUUGUUUACACAAACGACCAAAUAGAUGAUCCAGUAGCACAUGUGCUAAGUGCAUCUCCCUUUAUGAAGGGCAUGAAUGUUGAGAGAAUAAUAGCAGCCCUCUCAAAAGUGAUCCAUCGUGCGCUGUUGAACGAUGGCACAGGAAUAGAAGAAGCGGUAAAUUAUGCAGACGAAUUGGUCAUGGCUGAUCCCUACCGCAACAAUGACAAAUCGUUCAGCGUGAGAAUAGCUUCCAAGGAUACGAUUGAUUCUCACUCCAUGGCGAAUUUGUCGUCCUUGGAACUAUGCCGAAUUCAAAAUGAUCUUCGUGCUGCAUCUCAGGCAGGGUUCAAUGUAGGAAUAGUGUGUGGUUUUACGGAUGGGGAAGACCAACACAUUCUGUCGAUUUCUAUUUGUGCAAGCAAGUUAGGUCUCCCCAAGGAGUCCCAAGAAGCAUGGGGCAUUACACCGACUGACUAUAUUGUUGUUCUGGUCAAAUAUGAACGACGGUACUUCUCUAUGGAAGAGGCACUCGCCACCUGGCCGGAGAACUACCUCGGAAUACAUUUCCGCCUUAGAAAGUGCACCAAAAACAUACCAUCCGUUGAAGAUGCUGUAGCAGCCUUCUGCCCCAACAGGACUGAAGAUAACAUCGAAUUACCGCACGCACCCGAGCUAUCACGCCUUUGGAUUAGCAAGUCGAUUGAUGAGUUCAUGAAUGCCGACUUCUUCGGAAUGCUGAAGCAACGAAUCGGUAAUGGCUUGUCCUGGGACUCGGCAAGGACGAUGUUUCAUUCAAUAAAUGCUGCCCCGAAUUCCGAGGACCGGAUUUCCCGCGAAGAAAUGGCAAAGGCGGAGAGAACCGCAGGCCAUAGUCUUAACAAGACUCGGAUACCCCCUUUUCUUGUCGCCGAUCACCUUUCAGACAAGGGGGAGAAAUCGCUGCCACUUGUGGCGGCACAGUUCGCCUUGUACUACCUAAUAUCCUCUCCUGAGUACUGCGCGGUCUGUCACCGAAAGGUGGAAAGCAGCACCGGGGCCUUGCGACCAUACGUUUGCAGCUCAGCCCUAUGUCUCCACCAAUUCAUUGACUUGGGUCUCGGCCCGAGCAUAGAGUAUGAGAUUGUACAACAACCCAAGGUGGUUGAUCUCUUGAUAAGCUUCUGUUAUGCUGCUCUUGUCUCACCUUUGAUACCCGCCUUUUAUGGUAACAGCCGUAAAAUACGUGGUGUGCGAGAGUUUCCUAUGGGGUUAAACUUGCAAACACCUCAAGUGCGCAUCGGACCAGCUUUCAUACCUUAUUAUGAAAAGGUUUCUAAGCCAGGAAAAAGUGAUUCUAAGCCAGGAAAAAGUGAUUCUCGUCUUGUGUUGUUCCGUGGAGCAACGCUAAUAAAUCCCCUGGAUGUAUCGUUCAGCUGGAACUCGUCUACAGCUACAAUUAACUUGGGUAGUGAGGGCCAACGCCCAAAGAAAGGCCAAUGGGUAAUGAUCGUGGCAAAAACUAUGGACGAGAGCUGGGGCGGGGCAUCCACAGUGUUCCACCAUGCUCGCGUUGUUUUCAAGAAGGGAAUGGUUCUGCACUUGGAUCUUCAGUCACGACAUCUGAUGCCUACCACCACAGCAAGGCAUGGUCUAAUUGAUGGUCAAACUUUGAAGGAAAUAACACCUGAUCCCGUACCGGCCCUCCUUGUUCGUUGCGAACAGGAUUUUAAUAACCUCAACAGGUACAAUAAGGCCUUCUCCUUAGCAUGUCUCCUCGGAAGCUUGCCACCGGUGGAAGAGAUGAAGGCUUACUUGAUGGAAAACAAGCUUCAGUCGUUGUCGGAAUGGGACCGGAUAAGUAAAUCGGGUCUGGAUUUGCUGAGGUGGAUCAUAGCCUCGAAUCGAUCAUACAUCGUAGAAGUGGAUAAUGGGAAACCGGGCACUGAAACCUCUCGCCCACACGAGAAGAUCUCUGGUGUAGAUGGAUGGGCCCAGUUCAGAUUUGCCCAAGGAUCUCCCGCAAAGGAGGUGCUUUUUAACGAGGCACUCGAAGGCAUCACCGAACAACCGAAGACUCUCCUUGGGUGGCACGGAAGUCCUCUCGACAACUGGCAUAAUAUUAUCCGCCAGGGCUUGGACUACGAAGAAGUAGCCAACGGCCGAACCUAUGGCGACGGGAUAUAUUUGUCCAGAGACUUCGAUGUCAGUCUCAAAUAUACACAGCGAAGUGCGAUAAUGGAAUCGAUGAUAUGGCCUCAAUCUUCGUUAAAGGCUAUCACUGCCAUGAGCUUGAACGAACUCGUCAAUCUUCCGGAUAAGCUCCAAUCAAAAGACCCAUUCUUCGUGGUACAGCAUUGUCACUGGACUCAGUGCCGGUAUCUCUUUGUCCAGCUCCUUCCUGAUAGGAAUCAGACCAACCCACAGACUGAAUCACAGGCCGAGCCACAGACCGAACAGAAUGAGGUUAUUCAUGCAAACAAUGGCCAGGUUGCCGAGUUUGUGCAACAUCCAUCUUACAUAGCCACAGGCCCUCUGGUGGAAGGGGUCCCUUCCACCUUAUUUAUUCCAAAGAAUGCCAUUCCCUCGGCUCAGGACGACCCAGCAGGACCCUUAGAUCAUGAACUAAACAAACAGACAAUCGACAGAGGUGAUGAAUCUAACAAAUACAUUGACAUUAGCAAAUCCGACUUCCGCCCGGGCUCGCUCGAUCUUUCGACCCUCCCACAGUUCGCGCCGCCCUCAUACGCAACCAGCGCUGCCCAACGGGCCUUGGGGCAGGAGAUUGCGAAGCUCCAGCAGGCGCAAUCGAAGACGCCCCUCCACCAGCUCGGCUGGUACAUCGACUUUGAAAAGAUCGACAACAUGUUCCAGUGGAUCGUCGAGUUCCACUCGUUCGACCCAGAACUCCCACUCGCGAAGGACAUGAAGGAUUAUGGCCUCACUAGCAUCGUCCUCGAGAUCCGCUUCCCGCGACGGUUCCCCGAGGCGCCCCCGUUCGUGCGGGUGAUCACCCCUCGCUUCCUCCCGUUCAUACGCGGCGGCGGCGGCCAUGUGACAGCCGGCGGCGCGAUCUGCAUGGAGCUGCUCACCAGCACGGGCUGGUCGGCAGGCAACAGCAUGGAAGGCGUGCUGCUACAGGUUCGUCUGGCGAUGUGCAGCGUCGACCCCAACCCCGCUCGUCUGGAGGGGAAGGGGUCGGGCUUCUACUAUACUGGCCGGACGCGGUACGAUCUGGGCGAGGCCAUGGAGGCGUACGAGAGAGCUGCCAGGGCCCAUGGUUGGGAGAUUCCGAGCGACUUUCGUGAGGUGGGAUCUAUGAGCCUCAGAGUCUGAUCGGGAUCUAGAUCACUCGGCGACCCUCCCUCACCGUUGAACCUGCUUUUGUGGCAUUUGUCCUCGCUGUUGAGAGGGUGGGCACACUCACUUUGAUCUUCUUUUUCGAAACUUGGUUUCCGGGUUGACUAGGUGGUUUAAUGUACAACAUACUGUGUAGACUACUACUGUAUUCUACGAUGUGCCGCCUAAUUCGAGUGACGGAUUCGUGCCCGAUCUCUUGACGGUGCCAGUGGGUUUCAGGGUUGAUUGGAGAGAAAGACAUUAGGUCUGUGGAUAGGUGGGAGAGUGGGUAUCUAUUUCCGUGCCUCACUCUGUAACUAAUACAUACAUGGAAUCAGAUAACGAUUCCCGUGAAACCAAGUAAUAAAAAACCGCAUUGACCAAGAAUAUGUGAUUA
Molecule: messenger RNA, 4363 nt
Organism: Hypoxylon fragiforme
Lineage: Eukaryota; Fungi; Ascomycota; Sordariomycetes; Xylariales; Hypoxylaceae
Exons: 2
Coding region: 619-3963 (1114 amino acids)
Molecular function (GO): NAD+ poly-ADP-ribosyltransferase activity
Source: RefSeq, a predicted model, not a curated record